Cutaneotrichosporon cavernicola is the source of this 3504-nucleotide messenger RNA. RefSeq lists its product as uncharacterized. Gene Ontology annotation, biological process: DNA repair. The record is from RefSeq and is a predicted model, not a curated record. Lineage: Eukaryota; Fungi; Basidiomycota; Tremellomycetes; Trichosporonales; Trichosporonaceae. Gene Ontology annotation, molecular function: nucleic acid binding; ATP binding; hydrolase activity, acting on acid anhydrides, in phosphorus-containing anhydrides. The transcript is spliced from 13 exons. Gene Ontology annotation, cellular component: nucleus. Bases 1 to 3504 code for a protein of 1167 amino acids.
AUGAGCAGCCCGUCCAAGCGCAACCUCUUCUUCCCCGCCUCCGACUCGGAGAGUGAGGGCGAGGUCGAGGUCGUGGACGCGCCUCAAAGCGACGCUCCUUCCGCGCGGAAGGAGGCGUUAUUCAUUCCAGACGACGACGACGACGACAUUGUCGCGACCGGCUCGGCACCGGCGCGCUCGUCUCCAGGUCCGUCUUCUUCCAGACCAGCCUCCUCGUCCCGACUUCCUUCAUCUGCCAUGCAGCCUUCCUCGCCAUUACCCCCCUCGGCAGGACCAUCGCGGCGUACCAAGCGCCCAGCGAGCCAAGAGCAGUCGACUGUGCGCCCCGGCUUUGUGCGCGGAUACCUCGGCGAGUUUGUGUGCGAGGGGUGGUCACUGUCCAAGGGCAAGGGCUACUGCUCGCCUGGGAGCAAGAUCGUAUUCGAGCGGCCUAAGGCCAAGGCUGCCAGUACGACCGUUGGGCCGGACAGCAGUGCGAAGCUCGGUCCGGCAAGGCUGGUCAAUGGCAAGGUCGUGCAUGCCAAGGCCAAGAUAGGAGGAAAGCAGAUGACGUUGGGCGCCAUGAUGAAGAAGGCACCUCCACCCAACACGAAGAAGGCGGCGGCGAAGAAGAUCGACCAGGUCGUCCGGUUCCGCAACGAGCGGGGCUUUGAGGUCGGGCGCCUGUCUGUUGCCGAGGCCGGAUUCUUAGUCAACCUGCUCGACACUGGCGUCAUUGAGCUCGAAGGUCAUGUUAUCGACUGCCCACAAGUCUUGGCCACGGGGAGUACGAUCCUGCUCAACGUCAAGGUGUACCUCGCACGGAAGGGGUUUGAGAAGAUCGAGAAGAAGGAUCGCUCAGGCGAGAGCAGCACCUUCUGGCAGGAGCAGCAGGAGACGGCAGAGGAGGAAGUCAUGCGCUCACGAAAGGAGGCUCUGGGAGCACUAUUCAACCGCAUUGGCGUCAAGCCACUGCAGUCCAACGAGCUCGUGCUAGCACAGAAGAAGCCUGGAUCGGCUGCUGCCGUGUUCGACACCAGCCUCCCGAAGUCGACUCAGUCGCCACGGAAAGCUCCACAAAAGAGCCCAAGUCCCACGUCUAACGGCAAUGGCAAGGGCAAAGCGUCGGCGAGCGCCAGCGAUGACGAGGACGAGGACUCGGGCGACGAGGAGGAGAAGCUUAACGACGAGCAACUAAACGAGAUCGACACCAUCUACCGAAAGGCGCAAAUGAAUGAUGCCAACCUCCUCGAGUCCGAACCACCAGACACUUUCCUCUACACCUUGCGACCGUACCAGAAACAGGCGCUCACCUGGAUGGAGGCUCGCGAGGCUGGUAAGGACAACCUGCGAAACUCGAACCAGACCUUGCACCCCUUGUGGGAGGAAUACGCCUUCAGGAAGGAUCGCGAGGUGGGCGAUCCCAUAGAGAUCGAGGAUGACGACGACUAUAUCGACCCAUCGCGAAAGUUCUUCUGGAAUCCGUACAGUGGCGAGCUCAGCCUCGAGUUCCCGCGGGCCGAGAACACGGCACGCGGUGGGAUCCUUGCGGAUGCGAUGGGCAUGGGCAAGACGUGCAUGAUGGCAUCACUCAUCCACGCCAACCGCGAUGACGACCAACCAGAACCAUCUCAGCCUGAAGAGGUACAGGAGGAAGCGCCAUCGAAGCGGCGCAAGUUUGUGCAAGUCGCGUUGUCUAGCAAGUGGCAGGCCGUCGCAAACGCACCCAAGCCGAAGCGCCAGCCUCCCCGCGCAACGCUGGUCGUCUGCCCAGUCUCUCUUGCGGCGCAGUGGAAGGACGAGCUUGACAAGAUGAGCGCUCCUGGGUCGAUCGCGGCAGCGUUGUGGUAUGGCAACGACCGAGCGGACAUCACCCGCCUCCUGGCUCAGGAGGGCAAGAGGAAGGUCGACGUCGUCAUUACAAGCUAUGGAACGCUGGGGAGCGAAUACGCACGGUGGAAGAAGAACAAAGACAAGUCCAACUACGACGGCAGCAGCAUCUACGACUACGAGUUUCUCCGCAUUGUGCUCGACGAGGCGCACAACAUCAAGAAUCGCACGGCGCAGAUCUCGAAAGCUUGCUAUGAGCUGAAGGGAAGGCGGCGGUGGGCGCUCACUGGUACUCCCAUCGUUAACCGUCUUGAUGAUCUCUACUCACUUCUUCACUUCCUCCGCUUGGAACCGUGGGGAUUAUACAGCUUCUUCCGCAGCUUCGUGACAAUCCCCUUCCUCAACCAGGACCCUAAAGCGAUCAAUGUCGUACAGUUUAUCCUCGAGUCGUGCCUUCUGCGCCGCGAGAAGAACAUGCGGGACAAGGACGGUCGUCUUGUCGUUGACCUGCCUCCAAAGACGGUCGACGUGCAGGUGCUCGAUUUUUCCCGAACGGAGCGACAGAUCUACAAACAACUGGAGACUCGUGCCCGGAAGCGCUUCAUCGAGCUGGACGCCGACGGGAAAGCCAUGUCCCAUUACACAUCCAUCCUCGCCAUGCUCAUGAAGUUGCGACAGUGUGUCGACCACCCGUUGCUUGUGAUGAGCAAGGGUGGAGACGAGGACGAGUCUGGUGACAAGUUGCUAGACGCCGACGCUGGGGACGGCACAGGCGAGGAUAACGUCAAGGAGUUGAUAUCGUCGUACGCCGGUGGCGGCGGCUCGGACGCGGUGGAUCCAGAAUACGCCGUGCAGGUGUUGAAGGAGCUCGGCGACGCUGAGUCGACACCUGAGUGUCCCAUCUGCUUUGGCGAGGUAUUCGACGAGGUGCUCCUGCCAUGCUACCAUCGGGGGUGCCAGGACUGUAUUGUCAACUACAUCGGUCACUGCGAUGAUCUGGGCAGGGAAGCGACUUGUCCGACAUGCGGCAAGGGACCGCUACAUGUGUCCGAUCUGCGGACGGUUCAUCGUCGGCGCAAGAGGGCGAACCCGUUCGAGGGCACUGCGUCGCAGGACACGGUGACGAUUGGCAAGGUAGACCUCGUGUCGAGCACAAAGCUACGGGCCCUGGUGCGCAAACUUGAGAGCAUGCGGCAGGAAGAGCCGACGUUCAAGGCGCUGGUGUUCUCGCAGUUCACCUCCUUCCUCGACCUCAUCGAGCGGACGUUGACGAAGGAGGGCGUGCGGUGGCUUCGCUUUGACGGCUCAAUGAGCCAACUGCAGCGGGCAGCCUGCGUUGAGGAGUUUGGCAAGUCGGUGAAAGAGCCUGUGGUCCUUCUCAUCUCUCUAAAGGCUGGAGGGGUGGGGCUGAACCUGACGAUGGCGAACCACGUCUUCAUGAUGGACACAUGGUGGAACGAGGCGAUCGAGCAGCAGGCGAUUGAUCGCGUCCAUCGGCUCGGACAAACGCGGCCAGUCUUUGUAACUCGCUAUAUCAUCAAAGGCACGGUCGAGAAGCGGAUCAUUAAGAUCCAGCGCACGAAGACGGCGUUGAUCAACGCGUCGUUGGGUGGGCAGAAGCAACGCGCGACGUUGUCGGACAUCAAGAAGAUAUUCGGCCUGGACGAGGCCGACUCGGAGGACGAAGCUGUCUAG